UCUUAAACUCCACGAACUCACACCUCAGUUUCUCAGAAACGCAACCCACAUUCACUGCUGGUCUCUUCAUUACUCCACUGAGAUUCUGAUAUCAGGGUUUCCUUUCCAUUUUCUUUGGCUGUGUGUUGUCUCUUUCUUGUUGAUUGGUUAGAGGGAAGAUGGGGAGCGAGGAUGUGAUGCUGUGCGAGGAGGGGGUGAUGAUGAUGAUGGAGCGAGACGGCUGCGCGACGCCGACGCGCGGCGAGUUCAGGAUACCGGCGGCGUCGGCGCCGCCUCCGCCGCCGAGGAAGAAGCAGUCGUGCAGCGGCAAGAAGAGGGGUCCUCCCAAGGACGGAUAUUUCCAGGCGCCGGACGAUCUCGAGCUCCUCUUCGCUGCUGGUAAACGGCAAGCUUGCCCUUGAUGGGAACGAAAUGCUGGUCGCUCUCCAUGUUUUUUGGUCGCCUGUCGGCUCUAUUUUUCUUCUUGGCAGGAGAGCGAGAAGAAGAUUUUUAGGUUGUUUUCUUGUGCAUAUUCGGCAGCGGUGGUGAUGCUUAUGAUGUAACUAUUCUGGGUGCGGCUUCAUUUUGUAAAUUCUGCUUAUUGAUGACUACGUCUGUGUUCGACUGGUGCACUAGCCAUGCUUGCGUUUGAUGAAAAAAUAAAUCGUUAGGUCAAAAUAAGCAA
Eucalyptus grandis is the source of this 664-nucleotide messenger RNA. RefSeq lists its product as hypothetical. The record is from RefSeq and is a predicted model, not a curated record. Gene Ontology annotation, biological process: regulation of DNA endoreduplication. Bases 159 to 401 code for a protein of 80 amino acids. The transcript has a single exon. Lineage: Eukaryota; Viridiplantae; Streptophyta; Magnoliopsida; Myrtales; Myrtaceae.